Molecule: messenger RNA, 3946 nt
Organism: Cataglyphis hispanica
Lineage: Eukaryota; Metazoa; Arthropoda; Insecta; Hymenoptera; Formicidae
Gene: Uck
Product: uridine-cytidine kinase
Exons: 5
Coding region: 262-1074 (270 amino acids)
Cellular component (GO): cytoplasm; cytosol
Molecular function (GO): kinase activity; ATP binding
Source: RefSeq, a predicted model, not a curated record
UGGCGCCUUUUUUUCAUAAUUCAAGUGGCCGGCUAUUGCUGAAGUUUUUACUCUCCUCUCCUCUCUUUUCUCGUUUCACUCACGCUAAAGAUCGUUCUGCGUCCGAAACGUUUUGCGUCUGCGUUGUUUACACUUUACACGUGUUAAGUCAUUGAAGUCCUGGGUACACGGUUAGUUCCUUCAAGAGUCAAGUGCGUUUGUUUGUCUGGCGAAAAUUUAUUUUCAACAAAAUCGACUUGUUAUCCUUGCGUACUUACAACAAUGGCAGAUAUGUCAAUGAAUGUGGGCAUCACGCGGAAAAUGUCGUUCGGUAUCAACAGCAAAUUUAACGGCGUCGAGAGCAAGACACCUUUUCUAAUAGGCGUCUCUGGCGGCACUGCAAGCGGAAAAUCCACAGUAUGCAAGCGUAUAAUGGAGAAAUUAGGACAAGUUGAUAUGGAUCACCAGCAACGCCGGGUAGUCUGCAUAUCACAAGACAGCUUUUACCGCAACCUGACAUCUGCUGAGAAAUUGAAAGCUGAGAAGGGACAAUACAAUUUUGAUCAUCCUGAUGCAUUUGAUGAUGAUUUAAUCUUACAAACACUACAGGAUAUACUUGCUGGGGUCAAGUGUGAAAUACCAGCUUAUGAUUAUAGAACAAAUAGUUUAAUGAAAGAUCAAGUUACCACGAUAUAUCCUGCCGAUGUGGUAUUGUUUGAAGGAAUACUGGUAUUCUACUUCCCUAAAAUUCGUGAUUUGUUUCAUAUGAAAUUAUUCGUAGACACUGAUUCUGAUACAAGGCUUGCAAGGAGAGUACCAAGGGAUAUAAAGGAACGUGGAAGGGAUUUGGAUUACGUCCUAAAUCAAUAUAUGAACUUUGUAAAACCAGCUUUUGAAGAGUUCUGCUUACCAACGAAAAAAUUUGCAGAUGUUAUAAUACCGAGAGGAGCGGAUAAUACAGUGGCAAUAGAUCUAAUAGUGCACCACAUCUGGGAUAUUUUGCGUUUGAAAAAGGCUGAAAACUCAACCGGGCAGCAUCCAUUCUUCUACCAGCAUAGGCGUACCUCGGCCUCAUCCGACACCCUCAGCAGAUGAUUUAAGCAUGAUAAGCUCAGUCAAGCAUUGCAUUUUUUUCUACACUAUACUCCUAUGUAUGACUGAAUACACAAUACUGCUAAUUCUUUUUUAUUUUAAAUACCCGGAUAGAAGUAAUGUCCGUUUUUCAAUACGGAUUUAUUCGUAUUUAAUCGUAUUACAUUUAAAUUAUCAAUAUAAUUUAAUAAUAAAUAAAUUGAUAAAUACGUGAUAUAAAGACAAAUGAUUGUCAAGCAAAUGAAAGAAGAAACAAAUAAAUGUGAUAAAUAUUUUUGUCAUAAUAUUUUGAAACAACGUUUGUCGUCUUGCAACAAAUAUAAAAUUGUCAUGCAAGACUAAAUUUAUGUUUUAUUACAUUUUUACAUUUAUAUUUACAUUCGUUUCUACUGUGAUAUGUAUACAAGAAAUGUAUACUAGAUUAUUAAGCAUAAUGUUUUUUUACUAAUCCAAGUUUUUAGAAAUAUUGGUGAAAACGGACAUUGUUUUCCCCCUAAACAUAUGAUCUUUGAGGAAUUAUAUCUUAUUCUUAUGUAGCGGAUAGAAUGUUUUUUAUAUAUGUUUUAUCUUGUAUGAACAUUUUUGUGUGUACAAUUUUGAAUUGUAAUUUUAAAUCAGAGGAAUGCAUGAAAUUGUGUAGAUUCAAUGAAAGAUAGAUGAAUUAGAAUGUAUUUAUAGCAAUUGAUAUUAAUGAAUCUUUGCAAUUAUUUUCCAAUUCUAAAUUCAGUUUCAACACUUUUUAAUAUUUUUCUAUUUCUUCCUAUAUUGUCGAUAUAUUCUAGCAGUAUUUUGUAUCUUUUAUAAUGCAGUUUAUUGAGUAUAAUACAAUAUUUCUAACAUUUUAUUAAUACAAAUUAUAGUAAUAUAUUUAAAGAACGUGUAACAUAAAUGUUAAAGAAAAGAAAAGACAUGACAUAAAAGGAGUUUUGCUUUAAAAAUAUAUUUUGAUUCAUUAAAUUCUUGAUAAAAUUUACUCAUUUUUCUAGAAAAAAGGAAUGAAGGUAAGAGUCCUAAGAAAAUAUAAAACAGGAUUAAACACUUUUGAAAGUGAUUUCCUAAUUUAAAAGAUUUCCAUCAAUUUAUUUCAACUUCUAUAUUAAUUUUCUUGUGACUAAAUUAUUACUUGAUAUUAUUUAUAUAGCUAUCUAUAGUCAGUCAAGUUUCUGGACAAAUAUCUCAAGUAUUGUGUAAAAAGAGUCUAUGUAUACAUAAUUUGUAUGUAUGUGCACGCAAUUGUGUCUGUGAUAUAUGUUUGUAUAUUUUUGUGUAUAAAUAUAGGUAUUACAUAAAGUUUUAGACUUUUGUUAUGCCUUUUUUUUGUCACUUUCAAUCACUUCAGCAUAUUUUACGUUUUUGCAUAAUAUUUUAUAAUAUGUAUAAACACACGCAAUUAUUCUUUAAAAAGAGCAUAAUUAUCCGAGUUAAUUUAUCUAUUUUGACUUAGUUGUGUAUCUCGAAAUAAAUAUAUAUCUACCGCAUUCUAUAAUAUUGAUUCUUAUAAAUAGAUAUAAACAAGAAAUAUGCCAAAACUGUUGUUGCAGUUCUUUUCAAUAGCAUUUCCGGCAAGAAAUCUCAAAGCUAGAGCUUUGCUUAAUGUAAUUCGUAAUAGAAUAUAUAAUUUGUACAACUUUCAUUUCAUUUGUACAAACUCAUAGUAGAAUGUAUAAUUUGUACAAUACUUUCUCUAUAAUAGUUAUUAAAUCUGAGAAAUGCAAUUUUUUUUAUCAUCUGUUUGUUCAUUAGCUUCUUAUUAAAAAAAUUUAAUUUUUGAUUAUUUAUAUACAUAUAUUUUAUUUUCACACCUUUAAGACAAUAUCAAUUCUCAAUCUACAUAUUAUGUUAUAUAUUAUAUUUAGAUUUAUAAUCAACAGAGGAUAUAAGCUUUGGCAAACAACCCUAUUGUACAUUGCUAAUAAAGAAAAGAAAAAAAACUUCCUGUAUUGUAAAAUGAUAUAAUGAACACAAGUGUCUUAUGCAUAAUAAACCAUGUAUGUCAUAUGUAAUCAUAAUACGAUUACAAUUAUCUAAAAUAUCAGCAAUUAAUAAUCCAGAUAUCUAUAAACAAUAAUGAUAUAUUGCUCCAAAAUUUUCUACAAUAUAUAUUGCCAAUAAAAAGGAGUUUUAUUAUCCCUGAUAUACAUGAUAUGCGCAUUACUAUUCACACACUGACGUUUCAUGAUCUGUUACAGUGGCGAUAGAUCUGAUUGUGCAGCAUAUAAGAGACUUCUUAAGCAACCGUGGUAGGGAAAUGUCGGAGGCUGAAAGUCCAAUAAACAGGAUAGAGGAAUUGUUCAAGAGGCCACAUUAACUUUUGCAAUUUUAAAGAGUUUCUCAGAGAUCUUCUAAUCGUGUUGUGCUUCUUUUCGAUACAGAUCAUUUUCUUUCUUUUGAUAUGUAGUCUUUUCAUUAUGUAAAUGUAGAGCAUAAGAAGAAAUCUCUCGAGAUCAAUGUUAUUAGGAAUUUUCAUCAUUGUUUUAACAGUACUUAUUAAAAGUGUUUACAUUUUGCAGUGAUAUUUGAAUUAAAACGAAUUAAUUAUUUUAAUUGUGAGAGUAAAUGCUUAUACACAAAUAUAUAUAGAUAUGUGUAUAGUAUAUAGUAUAAAGGAUACAUAGGAUAUGAUCAAAAUGUAUAGCAAAGCUGCAAGAACAAACUAUAUGUAAUACAAGGAUACAAAGAAUCUAUAUUUAUAUUAGACAGAAUAAAUCUCUGUCCAAAUCUUACAACUUUUUAUAUAAUCUACAAUUUGUUUUGCCGCAUUUUUGAACUAUAUCCUGUAUCUGCAAAUCACAAAAAACAUUAAAUCAAAUAAAAUGUACUGUUGUGUGCAGCACAGUUAUAUAUAUAUAUAUAUAUAUAUAUAUAUAUAUAUAUA